This is a messenger RNA of Melopsittacus undulatus (budgerigar), 1471 nucleotides long. RefSeq names its product glutamic--pyruvic transaminase (gene GPT). The transcript has 11 exons. Gene Ontology annotation, biological process: biosynthetic process. Bases 28 to 1440 code for a protein of 470 amino acids. The record is from RefSeq and is a predicted model, not a curated record. Gene Ontology annotation, molecular function: L-alanine:2-oxoglutarate transaminase activity; pyridoxal phosphate binding. Lineage: Eukaryota; Metazoa; Chordata; Aves; Psittaciformes; Psittaculidae.
CGGGAGCCGGUGCUGAGCCCCAGCUCCAUGAACGCGGCCAUCCGGAGGGUGCAGUACGCGGUGCGCGGCCCCAUUGUCACCCGUGCGCUGGAGCUGGAGCAGGAGCUGCGGCAGGGUGUUCCCAAGCCCUUCAAGGAAGUGAUCAAGGCCAACAUUGGGGAUGCUCACGCUAUGGGGCAGAAACCAAUCACCUUCCUGCGCCAGGUGUCAGCUCUGUGCCUGUUCCCCCCCCUGCUCUCUGACCCCUCCUUCCCCGAGGACGCCAAAGCUCGAGCCCGGCGCCUGCUGGCGGCCUGCGCGGGGCAGAGCGUCGGCUCCUACAGUGCCAGCCCUGGCCUGGACGUGGUGCGUGCGGAUGUGGCUCAGUUCCUGCAGCGCCGCGAUGGGAUCCCUGCUGACCCCAACCACAUCUUCCUGUCCUCGGGCGCCAGCGAGGCCAUCGUGACGAUGCUGAAGCUGCUGGUGUGGGGCUCGGGCCGGUCUCGCACGGGGGUGCUGGUGCCGCUGCCCCAGUACCCCCUGUACUCGGCGGCACUGGCGGAACUGGAGGCCGAGCGGCUCAGCUACAGCCUGGCCGAGGAUCGAGCCUGGGCCCUGGACCUGCCCGAGCUGAGGAGGGCACUGAAGGAGGGACGGGGACACUGCUGCCCGCGGGUGCUCUGCGUCAUCAACCCCGGGAACCCCACCGGGCAGGUCCAGAGCCGUGAAUGCAUCGAGGAAGUCAUCAAGUUUGCAUAUGAGGAGAGACUCUUCCUGAUGGCCGAUGAGGUCUACCAGGACAACAUCUAUGGCGAGGGCUGUGAGUUCCAUGCGUUCCGGAAGGUUCUGGCGCAGAUGGGGCCACCCUACUCUGAUACUGUGGAGCUGGCGUCAUUCCACUCCCUGUCCAAGGGAUUCAUGGGGGAGUGUGGGUUCCGGGGCGGGUUCAUGGAGGUCAGGAACCUGCAUCCCGAGGUGCUCCAGGAGCUCUCCAAGCUGGUGUCCGUCAGGCUCUGUCCUCCCGUGCCCGGACAGAUCCUGAUGGGAGCUCUGCUCAACCCACCCGAGCCCGGGGAGCCCUCGCACCAGCAGUACCAGGAGGAGAAGGCUGCUGUGCUGCGGGCGCUGGCGGAACGGGCGCGUCUGACCGAGCAGCUCCUGAACAAGAUUCCCGGGAUCCGCUGCAAUCCGGUGCAAGGAGCCAUGUAUGCGUUCCCCAGCAUCCAGCUGCCCCCGCGAGCAUGUGCUGCUGCCCAGGCCGCAGGGCAGCCCCCAGACCUGUUCUUCUGCCUGCGGCUGCUGGAGGGCACUGGGAUCUGCCUCGUUCCUGGCAGCGGCUUCGGGCAGAGAGAGGGAACCUUCCACUUCCGGAUGACGAUCCUGCCCCCCACCGAGAAGCUCCAGCUCCUGCUUGAGAAGCUCGGCAACUUCUACACCAACUUCGUCAAGGAGUACUCCUAAUGCCAACAGCGCCCCAUAGCGCCCCAUAGCG